Messenger RNA from Peronospora matthiolae, 315 nucleotides. NCBI's taxonomy places the organism in Eukaryota, Oomycota, Peronosporomycetes, Peronosporales, Peronosporaceae. The record is from the annotation of a GenBank genome assembly.
AUGGUGAGUGCCAAAGAAACUGUGGAAGCCCAAAUUGCCGCGUCCCCCGUGGUGGUGUACAGCAAGACCUACUGUCCGUACUGCACCAAGACUAAGACGCUACUGACGCAGCUGGGAGUCAAGUUCGAGGUCGUGGAACUGGAUCAGGUAUCUGAAGGCAGCGAGCAGCAAAACGCGCUGGAGCAGAUCACGGGUCAAAGUACGGUGCCCAACGUCUUUGUCGGGGGCCAAUCCAUUGGUGGCAACUCGGACGUGCAGAAGCUGCACAAGGAUGGCAAGCUCGAGCCGCUACUUAAGCAGCACGGCGCGCUUUAA